AUACUCAGAAGUAAACAUAAUCAGACAGAGAGUGAGCCUGCCAUGCUUUGAGAAUUAAAAUAGGGCGGUUUAGCUAGAAUUAAGAGGUUGUAGAGAAAAUGUCUUAGGAAAUCUGGCCAGAGAAAUAAAUGAGAAAUGGAUACGAUGGCGCACACCUGUAACCCCAGCACUUAGGAGAUAGAGGCAGGAAGAUCAGAGAGUUCAAAGCCACCUGAGGUACACGAGCCCCAGUCUAAAUAAAUAAAGAGAUAGGUUGCACAGGGCCUUAACCAGUGCAAAUACAGAAUUUGGAUUUAUCUGUGUCAGUGAUGCCAGAAUAACUUUUAAGUAAUAAAAUCUUUUUUAGAAAGAAAUAUUAUGGCAGGUCAAUAUGCACAGUAAAUUUGAAGGAGGGGGGGGUCUUCUGUCCCCAGCUAUGGAGCAGAACGAGGAGGAACUGGACAGCAGCUGGCUGUGAUGCAAGACUGACAUGCACUUGCAAGUGUUUUUAGUGUAUCCUGUUCUGUCAGAGGAGAAACGCAGCAUCAUUUUCCUUGUCCCGUUGUAGUCCCCUUUACAAGCAGAUGAAAGAAGAAAAGAAAAAGUCCAUUUAAAGAGCUGCCCUUUGUUCUGAUUAGAAGCGACCGAAAGUGCUUAGGAAUUUACGGAAAGUUUAGCCUUCGAGGGCAAGAGGUCUUUGAUGCCCCAAACCAGUGAGGAAACGGAAUCUUUUCCAUUUAGUACAUUCAGUUGGAACAAGUUCAUGGACUAAACUUAGACUUUUAAACUCUUUCCGGGCUGGUGGAGGCAAGUUUUAAACAAAAGGCUUUCCUUGUACUUUAUUAAAAACCAAGACGGUGAAUCUUGAAUAGCAUGAGUACCACCCACCGCAGGCAUUCUGUUGUGUGUGGUUUUGACUGCAGGAUGCACGGACGGACAGGCGGCAGCCUUUGGCCGGCUGCACUUGCUGAGGUCCCUGUCCUGCCCUGCGUGUGCGGCUUGUGUGACUGGUGAUGCAAACGCGCCCGCCCUUUUCUGGGAACACAGAAAGCCUGAGUCAGGCGGAGGCUCGGAGGUAUUAAAGCGCUGGCGCUGCGUCGGGCAGGGGCAGGCACAAGCACUUGCAGGAUGAGGCUUCCCGGCUGGUACUGGCUGAGCUCGGUGGUGGCGGUCCUGGCUGCCUGCGGAGCAGGAGCAGAGCAGGCGCACAACCUGACCGAGGAGCUGCGGGAUGCGAGCGCCCAGGCCGCCUGCCCCGCCAGGCUGGAGGGCAGAGGGAAGUGUGAGGGCAGUCAGUGCGGGUUCCAGCUCACCCUGCCCACGCUGACCCUCCAGCUCCCGCAGCAGCUCGGCAACAUGGAGCAGGUGCUCAAAGAGGUGCGGGCCCUCAAGGAAGCUGUCGACAGUCUGAAGAAAUCCUGCCAGGACUGCAAGCUUCAGGCUGACGACCAUGGAGACCCAGGCGGGGACGGAGCAGGGCCGGCCGGGGACGCCCGAGUCCAGGAACUGGAGAGUCAGGUGAACAAGCUGUCCUCUGAGCUCAAGGAUGCCAAGGACGAGCUCCAGGGGCUGCAGGGGCGCCUGGAGACGCUGCACCUUGUAAACAUGAACAACAUGGAGCACUACGUGGACGACAAAGUGGCAAAUCUAACGUUCGUGGUCAACAGUUUGGACGGCAAAUGCUCCAAGUGUCCCGGCCAAGAAUCCACCCAGUCACAGCCGGUUCAACACCUAAUAUACAAAGAUUGCUCUGACUACUACAUGAUAGGAAAAAGAAGCAGUGAGACCUACAGAGUGACCCCUGAUCACAGAAAUAGCAGCUUCCUGGUGUACUGUGACAUGGAGACCAUGGGGGGAGGCUGGACGGUGCUACAAGCUCGCCUCGAUGGAAGUACCAACUUCACCAGAUACUGGAAAGACUACAAAGCAGGCUUUGGAAACCUUGAACGAGAAUUUUGGCUGGGUAAUGAUAAAAUUCAUCUGCUGACCAAGAGUAAGGAAAUGAUUUUGAGAAUAGAUCUUGAAGAUUUUAAAGGUCUCAAAUUAUAUGCCUUGUAUGAUGAGUUUUACGUGGCUAACGAAUUUCUCAAAUAUCGAUUGCAUAUUGGUAACUAUAAUGGCACAGCAGGAGACGCCUUACGUUUCAGUAAAUAUUACAACCAUGAUCUGAAGUUUUUCACCACCCCUGACAGAGACAAUGACCGGUACCCCUAUGGGAAUUGUGGUCUCUAUUACAGCUCAGGUUGGUGGUUUGAUGCAUGUCUCUCUGCAAACUUAAAUGGCAAAUAUUAUCACCAGAAAUACAGAGGUGUCCGAAAUGGGAUUUUCUGGGGCACCUGGCCAGGAAUUAGCCAGGCACAGCCUGGUGGCUACAAGUCCUCCUUUAGGCAGGCCAAGAUGAUGAUUAGACCCAAGAAUUUCAAGCCAUAAAUUGUUAGUGUGUAUCUCUAGGGGUAUUUACUAUCUAAAAGGCAAUGAAUUCCCUCUGCCUUUUACCAUAUAUUCCUUUCCUAUGGUUAAAACAUUUCCUUUUAAACUUCACAGCUUUUGAAACAAUGCUAAAAAUAUCUAAAAAGACUUCUUUGUUGCUGUUAUAUAAAGCAUGCUUCUACAUCAUAUCUGCAAAUUCUUUAAUUGUCAUUAGUUGAAAAAGUUCCCAACUAUAUUUAUUAUUUUUUACAAUUAAAAAACUAAAUUAUUCAGCAAGCUAAAUUCUAUAUAAACAACUUUUAUUUUCACUAGGGCUUAACUUGCAUAUUUGAAAAUACAUUAGUCUUUUCAGGUCAAAGGUACUCAUGUAUCUGUAUGUAGCCAAGAAUCAUAGUAUUUGCAUUGCACCAAGAGACCUUUUAAGUUCUUAAAAAAAGACACAGGGAGAUAAGAUGAGUAGCUAAACUUAUGUAGUAUUUAUGAAAUGUAGAAUAUGGCAUUAAAACAUCUUAAAAUGAAGUAGCAUAAUAUGUUUCUUCCCCAGCCAAACUAGAAAAUGAUGUCACCCUGAAGACUUUGGUUUCGUAGAAAUUCAUUCACUGUUUAGGGCCUGUUAGAACCUAAUGCAAAACCUGCUUUGUUGUCAGCCUCUGCUCUACAUGCACAAUAGUUUUUAAUGUAAGGUGCUAGACUACUGUAAGACUUUCUUAGGGAAAGGCACAAUAGGGAAAAAACAUUUAUUUAGACUUUGAAAGCCAAUCCUACACCCAAAGCAAUACUAUUGUUAUGGGAUCAACUUCCUAGGAGCUAACUUUUCUAGAAUAAGUUUAUUUAAGAUGAUUUUGAAAUAGUAGUUCAAAUUUUAUACAUUGUAAUACAAAAUUAAUUGGAUUGCUUAUUUCAGUCUCAGAAAUUCAAAGAAUAUACAUAUGCAAAAUAUAAGUUCCUGGAACUUUUAGAAUUUCUUAAAUGUAAAAUGCCAAGGAUCAUUAUUAAAGAGCUUUAGGAGAGGUUUCAUUUUACCAUUGUGAAAAGGGACCAUUUCAGGGAGAAACGAGGGUUGAGUAGAACUUGAAGUACUGUAUGCAGUCAGUUAUAUGAGGUAACUGACUGUACAGUAUGCAAUGUGUAAGCAAUAACUGUGAUCUUUAAAUUUUUGCUGUGGUUUCCAAUAUACUCACCAAACUUUAAAAUAUAUUUGCAAGGAUUCAACCUUACUUAUUUUUUGAAAACAAUUAGGGAGCAUAGUUAUUGUCUUUACUGCUUACAUUUUCAAAUAUGUAGUCAUUGUAGAAAAAAAUCUUUAAAAGGUGAAAGAUUAUUUUAAAAAUAUGAAACAAGAUGUUUUCAGGUAAAUACAAUAAAAUUAAUCUAUUAUUAAUAUAAUUAAAUUACCAGAGCAGGGUAAAUACACGCUGAAUUAAGUGACCAAAUGUAAAAUGUAGCUUUCAAAGGCUGUUUACAUACUUGGUACAAUAUUUGAAUGUAAGUGACAUAAUUGAUUUUAAUUGUUUCCUUUUAAAAAAGGCCAAGAAGAAAAAAAAAUAAAAAAAAUAAAAAGGACCAAGAAGAUUUUGAUAUACAAUAUACAUGUUUCAAAUCCUGUCUACUAUAUGUAACUGUAUGAGUCUAAAGACAUUUAAGUCAUAAAAUUGGGCUGAUGAUAGCCAAGAAAAAUGUGCAUUCAUGUUCAGUGUGUCUUUUUCAGGGGAGUUUGGUGAAUAACAGUAUCCAUGUACAUUAUCUUUGCACACUCAAUGAAUCAAUAUAUUGUUUUCUAUUAUACUCUUAUGGUGGUUUUAUAAUGAACUCUUUAACACAGAAAUUUAUUUUGAAAUCAUUUUCUGUCACUCAUUUAAAAAUAUAUUGUAGACUUUGAUAAUCUUUAACCUGUUUAUUGAAAUAGUCCUUUGUCUUAACUAUUCACCAAUAAA
Messenger RNA from Cricetulus griseus (Chinese hamster), 4343 nucleotides. NCBI's taxonomy places the organism in Eukaryota, Metazoa, Chordata, Mammalia, Rodentia, Cricetidae. The record is from RefSeq and is a predicted model, not a curated record.